This is a messenger RNA of Triticum urartu, 2074 nucleotides long. Lineage: Eukaryota; Viridiplantae; Streptophyta; Magnoliopsida; Poales; Poaceae. The record is from RefSeq and is a predicted model, not a curated record.
AUGUUUAAAUGACUCAGUAAGCCCGAACAGAGCUUAAUUAGCUUUGCACCCAUAUCAUAGACCAAGUUAGCUUGCAAGAGAACGCAAAACAUACACCAGCAUGACCACGCCUUCGCGACCCCAUUCCCAGCCGCUGCCAAAAAUCCUACUCCUUGUCCUACUUUCAGCGACGAUUCCUCACUUGAUCCCGGAGGCUGCUGCUGCUGAGCAAGAUGAGCAGCAGCCGAUCACACUUGCGGGUUGCCCCGACAAGUGCGGCAACAUAAGCAUUCCCUACCCAUUCGGCAUGAAGCCUGGGUGCUUCCGAGAGGGCUUCCAGGUCACCUGCAACGACUCCUUCAAUCCUCAUCGUGCCUACGAGGUGCUACCCAAUAGAUACCCGAGGGGCGUCCCUUUCGUGAUCGAUUUCUCCAUCCCGAAGGGUUCAUGUCCGGCGAAAGGCCAGCCGCCACCUUCAGACUACGCCUGCGUCAGCGGCAACAGCUCCUGUGCCAACACGACUACUGGCCAGGGGUAUGUUUGCAAGUGCUGGGACCACUACGAAGGCAACCCUUACAUCGUCAAUGGAUGCCAAGACAUCAAUGAGUGCGAGCUCCGCGAUUUGUAUCCUUGCUCCGCUGACGGGGUAUGCAAAAAUAAGUUAGGAGGCUAUGACUGUCCAUGUAAACCAGGAAUGAAAGGCGACGGCAUAAAAGGAACCUGCACAGAUAAAUUCCCCGCAACAGCACGGGUGAUUUUGGGUGGAAUAGGUGGUGUUUUUAUCAUAGCAGCCAUAUCAUUCCUUAUUCUUCUUCGCAAAGAGAAAAAGAAAACUAGACAAUUUUAUGAGAAGAACGGUGGGCAUACAUUAGAGAAGGCAAAAUUCAUAAAACUGUUUGAAAAGGACAGGCUCAAGCCAAUUUUUAAGAGUAGCAAUUUUAUUGGGAAAGGUGGCUUUGGUGAAGUUUACAAGGGAAUUCUUGAUAAUGAACCAGUCGCAGUGAAGAAGCCGAUUAGUGGUAGUGUGCUAGAGAAUGAACAGUUUGCAAAUGAAGUCAUCAUUCAAUCUCAAGUCAUCCACAAGAACAUCGUUAGGCUCAUAGGUUGUUGCCUAGAAGUCGAAGCCCCGAUUCUAGUCUAUGAGUUUCUCUGCAGUGGUAGCCUCGAUGACAUUCUUCACGGCAAAAACAAGGUGCCCCUCAACUUGGGUGUGCGUUUAAGUAUUGCUACAGAAUCAGCAGAUGGUCUGGUUUAUAUGCACUCAAAAACCAAUAUCAAGAUCCUACAUGGUGACGUUAAACCAGCAAAUAUACUUUUGGAUGAAAAGUUUGUGCCAAAGAUUUCAGACUUUGGUAUAUCAAGGUUGAUUGCGAGAGACAAACAGCACACAGGAUCUAUUAUUGGUGACAUGAGUUAUAUGGAUCCAGUAUAUCUGCAGACAGGCCGACUAACAGAAAAAAGUGAUGUAUACAGUUUUGGAGUUGUCAUCUUGGAGCUUAUUAGUAGGAAGAAAGCCACACAUUCCGAGGGUAGUAGCUUAGUGAUCAAUUUCCUUGAAGCUUACAAAAAAGAGAGGAAAGCAACUCACUUGUUUGACAAGGAAAUUAUUGUAACUGAAGAUUUGGAGAUUCUGGAUAGUUUGACAGGGAUCGCCGUGGAAUGUCUUAGCCUUGAUGUGGAUCAAAGGCCAUCGAUGACAGACAUAUUCAAUCGCCUUUUCAUAUUGAAUCAAUCCCAUAAGUCGCAACUUGUUUGUGAACUAUAGUCAGGUUGUCUAUAUUUGUCGAGAUAGGAAACUAUGGAUGGGACAAUGCGUAUAUUUGUAUUGCUGUUGUGGAUAAAAUACUUCAACUAGAAGGAGGGGAGUCGCCCUUUGUCCCAUGAAAAUAUGUAGUGUAACUCAUUGAGUAACCCUGUGUGUUUACUGCCAAAUGUAUGUGUUAGUUCAUCAAAUCAAAUGUCACUGGUACUAGGUUCAGUUUAUUCAUAAAUAAUGAUCAUUGUUUAGUGUAUAGGGCAUGCAUCUUCACUAUGGCUGGUCAAAAGUUGUAAAUUAUUUUAUUUGACAUUGUUCACGAGUCGUAACUUGUUAAUA